Messenger RNA from Corticium candelabrum, 1924 nucleotides. RefSeq lists its product as uncharacterized. Gene Ontology annotation, biological process: signal transduction. The transcript is spliced from 8 exons. The coding region runs from base 5 to 1924 and encodes 639 amino acids. Gene Ontology annotation, molecular function: extracellular matrix structural constituent. Lineage: Eukaryota; Metazoa; Porifera; Homoscleromorpha; Homosclerophorida; Plakinidae. The record is from RefSeq and is a predicted model, not a curated record.
UAGAAUGCAGUUGGAACAUCUGCAAAGUAAAGUGGUGCAACUAAAAACUCAAGUCAGCAUGUGGAAGGCAGACCCCUUUUCAUCGAGCACUGAGAAAGAACUGCGGCAGUGUGGUGAUAUACAAUACGCAAGAAAAAUUACCAGCAUUCCUGCAAGAUACGAUUAUCGAGCAGAAACGUUCGAAAUAGAUGGAUCGUUCUACGUUAUGGUCGUUUCUUACCACGAUGUCAGCAAGUAUGGAAUAGACUCUAUAAUAUACAGUUUUGAUGGAAAUGCACUGGAGAUAUAUCAGAGUGUGCCAACCGAUGGGGCUAUUGAUGCAAAAUACUUUGAAAUUAACGGGCAGCGAUAUCUUGCAAUCGCACAACAUUACGGAGACAGAACGUCUCUUGGAUACGGAGUCAACUCUCAAAUACUCAAAUGGAGAAACAAAAGAUUUGAGCACAUUCAAUCUCUUCCAACGAAAGGCGCCUAUUCCGUUGCACAUUUCAAUAUUAAAAAUGACACUUUUAUAGCUUUUGCUAAUCAGUACGAUUCUUCCCACAGCGUAAAUUCGCAUGUCUACAAAUGGAUAUCUGGUCAGUUUGUAUUAUUCCAAUCAAUUCCUUCUUUGGGAGCUUUCUCAAUUAAGCACUUUCAAAUUGAAAACUUACAGUUCAUUGUCAUUGCUCAUCAAUACACAGGAUUAACAUACAACACUGAUUCUAAAAUCUACCUUUGGUCAGGAGCACAAUUUGAGAUAUUUCAGUCUAUUCCAACGUUUGCUGCACACGAUGUUGAAACAUUUACGUCGAAUCAAUUUACAUUUAUUUUGUUUGCUAAUUAUUACAACCAAAACACCAAGAGCAACAACAUUGAUUCCAUUGUCUAUAUUUGGAAUGGCGUUAAAUUUGAAGAAUUUCAAUCUAUUGCUUCCAAAGGAGCAACCGACUUUCAAGCGUUUUCAGCAUGUGACAAAACAUAUGUUGCAAUUGCUAACCAUUACGACGGCAGUUCCGGAGAAAUUUCUUCUGUCAUUUAUAACGUGAAUGGUGCUGUCCUUAAGCCUUACCAACAUAUUACUGUUGCAAACAUAAUUCGAUGGUUAUUGAUGUCGCAGCUGUUCAAACUUGUGCUGUUUUUUUGCGUCUGCCGAGCUAGAGCUGCACCAGCAAUUGAGGAAGUUCGAGUUCCAUUCACAUCAGGUCCAUGCACUCCUGAAACUGAAGGAACACUUCGUUGGUAUCACGACAAACAAAUGCUACAGGUAUGCAACAGUGUUGAGUGGGUUGGAGUCGAUGGUCACUCUUACCUAGUGGGCACAAAAGUCUCUCCUGCGCUGUCAUGCAAACAAAUCAAACAGCAAAGACCAGAGGUGGAAAAUGGAGUAUACUGGAUACAACCACCGGGAUCUCAGUCUGCCUUUCAGGCCUACUGUGAUAUGACAACAGACGGAGGUGGUUGGAUGCUCCUGUAUGCAUACAAACACAACGGAGGAACUAAAUUCGAUGUGAUUACUGCAUUGCCGACGAGCCCUGACGGAUAUUCACAUCAACUACUCAACAACAUGGGAAUAUCUGCAGGUUGGGCACAAGAGUUGAGAUUUUACUGUACAACAAGCCAUCACAAGCGAGUCAUUCAUUUUAAAACAAGCAAUAGAAAUAUUAUCCUCACAGCUUAUGACGGAAAGAAGCAUUUUUCUGCAUCAGACUGGAGCUCGAAAACCGAAAAGUUACCUGGACACACAGCAUACCUUCCAAAUACUGUCACCGGUGUUUGGUAUGCUACCCGACCAACACCAGGAUUUACAGAAUCUGUCUUUUACACUCAUAGUCGCUAUCAUUGGGCAAUUGCACCUACUCAAGGAGCUGGCCGUUUUGAAUGUGAUGACUAUCCAAACAAUCCCAAUUAUGACACGAUCCACCGAAUAUUUGUCAGGGAUUAG